UCACUUUUGGAAAUCCAUAUUUUUACAAGGAAUCCCUUCUUUUCUCCACUACUUAUUACAUAUAAAUACUAUAAAAGUUAUUCUGUUUCUGCCCAUUUUACUCUCACGAUGCCACGAGAAAUUAAAGAAAUCAAAGAUUUCCUUUUGAAAGCCAGAAGGAAGGAUGCUAAGUCUGUAAAAAUAAAGAAGAACUCAGAAAAUGUUAAAUUCAAAGUCAGAUGUUCAAGAUUUUUGUAUACCCUCGUAAUUACAGACAAGGAAAAGGCAGAAAAAUUGAAACAGUCAUUACCUCCAGGUCUUCAAGUAAAGGAAGUAAAAAGAAGUGAACGUAUGUAAUUAAUCAAAUAAAGUAAUGUUUUAAAUGUA
Messenger RNA from Megachile rotundata (alfalfa leafcutting bee), 366 nucleotides. RefSeq names its product ribosomal protein L38 (gene RpL38). Gene Ontology annotation, cellular component: ribosome; cytosolic large ribosomal subunit. Gene Ontology annotation, biological process: protein-RNA complex assembly; translation. The record is from RefSeq and is a predicted model, not a curated record. Gene Ontology annotation, molecular function: structural constituent of ribosome. NCBI's taxonomy places the organism in Eukaryota, Metazoa, Arthropoda, Insecta, Hymenoptera, Megachilidae.